Macrosiphum euphorbiae (potato aphid) is the source of this 282-nucleotide messenger RNA. Lineage: Eukaryota; Metazoa; Arthropoda; Insecta; Hemiptera; Aphididae. The record is from the annotation of a GenBank genome assembly.
AUGGAUCGAUUUAUAACUUCCACAUCAGUUAAAAAAAUUCGUUUGGACGUCGAACCAGCAGAAGCUCAAAAUGUGGACGACCCAACAACUCUCAUUUCUACUCACGUUUCACUUGCACCUGCACCUUAUUAUAAAUAUUUAUUUGACGAAUUUUAUAAGCUUCGAAAUGUGGAAAAUCUUAAAGUAACAGCUGUUUGUCAAAACUGUUCUAAAGUUGUUAGUGGGUCCACAAAAUCAAGUGGUAAUUUUUUAAGCCAUAUAAAGGUAAGCUUAAUUAUUUAA